UAGUCCUCAGCUGCCAGCAUCUGAUUAAAACCAUAUCUCUCGCUGUGAGUGGCUAACUACGCUGAAGGCUGGAAUACAACUGAAUAUUUAACCGGGCCCACGGUGUCAGCUAGUCUGGUGGCUGGAGAUCGAGGAGUAUGCACAGAGCUAGUCUGUGAAGUAUUAUGCCUGCCUGUUGAUCACUGUUUGGACAUCCAACAACACAGCGAGUAUCGCAUUCUUUAAUGCUUCUGGAGUUGAGGCUGGCCUCCAUCUCAAAAUGUCUAACGAAGUAGAAACAACUAAUGUCAACAACCAGCCUGAGCAGCAGGCAGUACCAAAAGCGCCUGCCUCAAAGAAGGAGAAAAAGAAGGGUUCAGAAAAAACAGAUGAAUUUCUUUUGACCAGAUUCAAAGGAGAUGGAGUAAGAUACAAAGCCAAGCUGAUUGGCAUUGAUGAUGUUCCAGAAGCAAGAGGAGACAAAAUGAGCCAAGAUUCAAUGAUGAAGCUGAAGGGAAUGGCAGUAGCUGCCCGCUCCCAGGGACAGCACAAACAGAAGAUCUGGGUGAACAUCUCCCUUUCUGGUAUCAAGAUAAUAGAUGAGAAAACUGGGGUCAUAGAACAUGAGCAUCCAGUAAACAAAAUCUCCUUUAUUGCUCGGGAUGUGACUGACAAUCGUGCAUUUGGAUAUGUUUGCGGAGGAGAAGGACAACAUCAGUUUUUUGCCAUAAAAACAGCACAACAGGCUGAACCUCUAGUAGUUGAUCUCAAGGACCUCUUCCAAGUAAUUUAUAACUCCAAGAAAAAGGAGGAAGAGGAUAAGAAAAAGAAUGAAGAAGCCAAUAAGACAGUUGAGAAUGGUAGCGAUGCCUUGACUGAUCAAGUUGACAAAAUAAAACUGGGUGUUGACCAGAUGGAUUUGUUUGGGGAUAUGUCCACUCCUCCUGACCUGAACAGUCCUACAGAGAGUAAAGAUAUCCUGUUAGUGGAUCUAAACUCUGAAAUCGAGAACAAUCAGACUUGUGUAAAAGAGAGUCCCUUCUUGAAUGGCAUCACUUCCUCUCUUCCACGACCAAAGUCACAGACACCUUUCUUGCCUGAAAGUUCUCUCACUACCAAUCUCAGCUUCUUUCCCAUUCCCAAUCCAGAUCCUUUCAGUGAUGAUCCUUUCACACAACCAGACCAAUCUGCACAACCUUCAUUUGAUUCUUUAAAAUCUCCACUUCAGAAGAAGGAAAGUCUGAGCUUCUUGGGUAACGGUGCUGUAAAUGGUGAUAUUGACUACUUUGGUAAAGAGUUUGACCAGAUUUCUAAUAGAACUGGCAAACAGGAAAUACAGACAAGCCAGUGGCCUCUUGAGAGUAAGCCAAUGCAGCUAGCAGCAAGGACCCAAAAUGGGGUACCAGAAAGAGAACAGAAUGGUUUUCUGACCAAAUCCUCCUCAAACCUAUUUUUGGAAAGCCCUUCCAAAGGAUUAUCUCUGCAAAAUGGAGUAAAGCUGGACUCUGAAAGCAAUGUCCAGCUCAUGUCACAUGACUCCAUAACAAUUAGCCCACCUCCACAAAGUACCAAGCCAGGAAGAGGAAGGAGGACUGUUCAGACUGCAGCAAAUGAUUUGUUCAGCUCAGACCUCUUUGCAUCUACUGCUACAGAGGCCCUAGGCCUGACUUCGCCUGCAGCACAACCUGCACUGGUGCAAACCAACCCGCUGGACCUCUUCCGAACCAGUCCUACUAUAGCACCCAUGGCUGGUCUAGGUGGCUUGCCAGCAACAGCUCCAACACCAUGGAAUCAACAGUCCUCAGUUUUCAAUCCUGCCACAUCAGCAUUUCCUGGAUCCAUUAUGGGAGCUCAAUCUUCAGGCUUUACUCAACCACUUGCCUUCAGUGCCCCUCAAGCAGCCUCAGGGUGGAGUCAGCCUGCAUCGUUUGGAGCCCCAUCUCAAUCUUCUGGCCUCUGGGGUCAGCCAGCACAUGUCUCUCCUACUGCUGCUUGGGCACAACCAUCCACUACUGGAAAACCUUUCCAGACCAGCAUGUUUCCAUCUACUACACAGCCCUCUGCUAUGUUGUCUUCUGUCUCCACACCUAGCCCUCCUCAGCCACCACCCAGAACUGCACCUCAGAAGGAGCCCUCUAAGAAGGAAAGUGAUGCCUUCACUUCAUUAGACCCACUUGGGGAUAAAGAGAAGAAGGAUGUAAAAGAAAUGUUUAAAGACUUCCAGCUGACAAAGCCACCUGCAGUACCAGCAAGGAGGGGAGAACAGCAGCAAAGUCGUCUUGGUGCUUCUGGAGCUUUCACUAAUUACUUUAAUAGCAAAGUGGGCAUUCUUCAAGACAAUGCUGAUCAUGAUGACUUGGCAGCUAAUCAAUUGUCUAUUAAAAUCAGUGAACCACCAAAGCCUGCUCCCAGACAAAGCACUCUGCCAGCUUCCAAGCCUGAUGCCCUAUUUGAAAACCCCUUUCAAACAGAUCCUUUCAGCACCUCACAACCCUCUACUGUGUCUCGGCCAUCGCUGUCUUCUGAUCUCUUUGGUGAUCCUUUUGGAAAUCCAUUUGCAUAACUUUGAAACCAGGUGUAACCAGCAAAGGACAAACAGAAUAGCAAGACACCCCUCCUUGUCACCAUUUUCUACUCAUCUUAUUUUGCAUUGUCUGUCUACCUUCAUCCUUGAUGUCUAUUCUGAUUGUUAAUGUCUGUCUGCUGUGAUCUAAAACCUGCCUGUGUGGACUGAAGCAUGAGCCCUCAAAGAGAACCUGCUGUUAACAUAAUUCAAGAUGAAGCCAAGGAAAAUACCCAGACUGGAGGCCCAGAUUCAAGUUGGUGGAUGUGAUAUAUUUUUUUUUUUCUGUAGCCUCUUAAUCAGAAAAAAAACUGCAUAUGUAAGUCUUGUGGAAAUACUGACUUUCCAGUCUUGUGGUUUUUAAACAGUCACCUACACUUAAAAUCCUUGCAGCACUUACUGUAAUGGUUGUAGUAAGGAGUUGAGCACUCAUUUUCAGGAAGAAACAAUGUAUUCUCCACAUAGGGAAAGGGAAUUGUGGAUUUAGAAUCUUGCAAAUUCUGCAACAGAGUCACUUCAAACAGGCUUUUUCACACACCUUGGGAUUCCACUGAUGGCUGUCUCACUAUAUGGCAGCCAUUAAAGCUUUUCUUAAACCUCCACUCUUCAAUGUACAUUGGUUUUUCUUGUAUUUAUGGUGACUGUGCAACUGAUGACUUAUGGCUUUCCUUCUGAUUUCUAAAUCAUGGAAAACAAAAACCAAAGUAAACAAGAAAAAUCUACUGCUUGCUAAUUCAUAUUGAAAAUGGCAAAAUACCCUCCAUCUGAUUGUAAUUAGUCCCUAACUACAACAUAGCUUCAGAAUCUGAAAAAGCAGUGGCUGUAAAGAACAAACUCAAUCAACACUGUUUCUGACUGACAAAUUGUCUCAGCUAAAGUUCUGGAAUCUGACUUUGGACCUAAAGCUGAAACACCUCAUCCAAACUUCAAAUUGUGUCUAAUGCUAUUUUUAAAAUCCUCUAAGGUUUUUUCAGAAUCAAAUAAGGUAGUGGAUUUUUCUUGCUUCAAGCAAAAGCUUGGCAAUGGCUAAAGAGAAUGGAAUAAGCAGACGGGUUUCUUAUUGAAUCACUGAACUUCAGUGAAUGUCGAUAAUACUCUGAACUCAAAUCAAUUGAGUUUUUUCUCAGACAUGGUGUAGAUUGGUUCCAGUAUGUGUUUGAAGGGCAAAUGGCAAUCUUGUAUUGAUCUUUACUUCACCUGAUACCUUAGUAUUUUGUGAAUUUUGAUGCACCUUGUUCAAUGUUUGAAGUAGCUCUCCACCUCUCAAACAAGGUUGUGUCUUUUGUGAGCCUCUGUACUAACUGACUUGUAUCUAAAUCAGUCACUUAUAAACUAAACCUGUUAGGUUACUUUGCUUUUUGGACAAAGGUCUAAUCAGCUCUUACCAUUCUGUUGGUGGUUAGUUUCUUACUCAACCAUUUAUAAGUGUAAACUUGAAAUACUAUUGUCUUUAAUGUUGAAUUGGAUACCUAAACAGAGAAUUACUUCUGGAAAUUCAGUUUGAAGGCAACUUUAGUGACAAAUUCAGCCAGUCAUGCAACUUGUUUUGUGUAUAUAACCUUUCUCUUGUGCACUUUCCUACAAUGCAAUUAGAAGUUAUGAAUUUAUAAGUAUUUGUCUCAAACUGGAAAUGUAGAAACUUAUGGAUGUUACUAUUAUAUAAACUGUAGUCACACAACUAAAGUUUUUUCUAAUGACAUUAAAAAGAUGCAGCUCUUUAUAUCAAA
This is a messenger RNA of Gopherus flavomarginatus (Mexican gopher tortoise), 4269 nucleotides long. It is a transcript of the gene DAB2, whose product is annotated as DAB adaptor protein 2. NCBI's taxonomy places the organism in Eukaryota, Metazoa, Chordata, Testudines, Testudinidae. The transcript has 15 exons. Gene Ontology annotation, cellular component: plasma membrane. Gene Ontology annotation, biological process: positive regulation of endocytosis; negative regulation of canonical Wnt signaling pathway; receptor-mediated endocytosis. The record is from RefSeq and is a predicted model, not a curated record. Bases 260 to 2542 code for a protein of 760 amino acids.